Molecule: messenger RNA, 906 nt
Organism: Penicillium coprophilum
Lineage: Eukaryota; Fungi; Ascomycota; Eurotiomycetes; Eurotiales; Aspergillaceae
Product: Zn(II)2Cys6 transcription factor domain-containing protein
Exons: 3
Coding region: 1-906 (301 amino acids)
Biological process (GO): regulation of DNA-templated transcription
Molecular function (GO): zinc ion binding; DNA-binding transcription factor activity, RNA polymerase II-specific
Source: RefSeq, a predicted model, not a curated record
AUGGAGCCCGACGUCACCUCGAAGCUAGAAGAGCAACCUACCGAGAGCUCGGCCAAUAUUGUGGUCCCCACUACAGCCCACAGGGCCGACGACAGUCAGCCACGAGUCGCAAACACUAAGGCUAAACGAGCCCAACACAUCAGCGGUAGAAAUGGGUGCGGUACCUGCAGGACUCGGAAAGUACCUUGCGACGGCAUGAGGCCGGCAUGCACACAAUGUGUAUCUACCGGCCGAAAAUGCGACAGUUUUGUGACUAUAUCAGCCGCUGAGCUCUCAAAGCCACACAACCCUCCGACUUGGGCCCUUCAAGCUGUACCCAACCCUAUCCCGCCUCUCCCUGACAAAAAGCCCAGGGAACUGCGCAGCUUCCGUUUCUUCGUGGAUGUAACAGCACCUAUGCUAGGAGGCGUCUUUGAUCCUACAUUUUGGAAGGCAGAGAUUCCCAGAGCCUGUUACCUUGACGGAGCCAUCUGGCACGCCAUCAUCAGUCUCGCGUCCGCUCACGAAUCUGCUGUUUCUACUGUACCCGUUGGCACGUCUACAACGCCUGACAAUGUUCAUACCCUUCUCCACUAUAACCUAGCCGUCCAGAACCUACUCAAGUCAUACUCACCCGAGGGCUGGUGGCGGGUUCUUACCCUUAGCAUUCUUUUCACCUCUAUCUGCUGCUUGGAGAACAAAUACCCUGAGGCACAAAUGCAUUUCAAGUAUGGUUACAAGCUGAUCUGCGAUAUUUCUUCGUCUGAGCAAGAUGGCACGCAUGGACCUAUGCCUAUCGAACGAGCUCCGAAUUGGAACCGACUGCAAGGCCGAGUACCCAGACCAGUAUCAGUUAGCUCGCUUCGAUGUAUGGUCGAAGCGUUUGAACGGCAAAAUCGCAAUCUCGACGCUGCUAAAUCCCAAUAG